Messenger RNA from Anthonomus grandis grandis, 3147 nucleotides. It is a transcript of the gene tgo, whose product is annotated as aryl hydrocarbon receptor nuclear translocator homolog. The coding region runs from base 13 to 2076 and encodes 687 amino acids. The transcript is spliced from 7 exons. Gene Ontology annotation, cellular component: cytoplasm; nucleus; aryl hydrocarbon receptor complex. Lineage: Eukaryota; Metazoa; Arthropoda; Insecta; Coleoptera; Curculionidae. Gene Ontology annotation, molecular function: protein dimerization activity; DNA-binding transcription factor activity, RNA polymerase II-specific; RNA polymerase II cis-regulatory region sequence-specific DNA binding. Gene Ontology annotation, biological process: regulation of transcription by RNA polymerase II. The record is from RefSeq and is a predicted model, not a curated record.
GGCACGGUGGAUAUGUACGCGUAUGCGGGGGGUGGGCCGCCCCACUAUGCGCCCCCUCCGACUUACUUGCAUCAGCCCCAUCAUCCUCCGCCCCCCGGACCCUCCACGCACACGAUGCACCACGUGCAUCAGGUUGUCCCCCCACCUGUUGUUGCGAUGACCCAUCAGGAGCAGCAGAGCCCUGUGCCGCAUUAUUCCAAGAAACGAAGGUCAGAUGAAGACGACCCAAGUGGCAGCAAAUACGCCAGGAUGGAGGACGAUAGUAUCCAAGAUAAAGAAAGAUUUGCCAGUAGGGAGAACCAUUGCGAAAUCGAGAGGAGGAGACGGAACAAGAUGACAGCUUACAUUACCGAGCUGUCAGACAUGGUGCCCACCUGCAGCGCCCUCGCCAGGAAACCUGACAAGCUCACCAUCCUGCGGAUGGCUGUAGCGCAUAUGAAAGCUCUUAGAGGUACAGGCAACACAAGUACAGAUGGCACCUACAAACCUUCCUUCCUGACCGACCAGGAGCUGAAGCACCUGAUCCUGGAGGCGGCAGACGGUUUUUUGUUCGUUGUAAGCUGUGAUACUGGCCGAGUGAUUUACGUAUCAGAUUCCGUUUCUCCGGUGCUGAAUUACACACAAAGCGACUGGUACGGCUCGUGUAUUUACGACAACAUCCAUCCGGAGGACGUGGAAAAGGUUCGGGAACAAUUGUCCACUCAAGAACCCCAAAACACUGGCAGAAUAUUGGAUUUAAAAACUGGAACGGUUAAAAAGGAGGGACAUCAAUCAUCCAUGCGGUUAUGUAUGGGUUCGCGGAGAGGUUUUAUCUGUAGAAUGAAAAUAGGAAAUCUGUCACCGGAAAACAUGGGAGUAGGACAUCUAAACCGGUUAAAGCAAAGAAACAGCCUAGGGCCAGGCAGGGAUGGACAAAAUUUCGCGGUAGUUCAUUGUACUGGUUACAUAAAAAAUUGGCCCCCAACAGAUAUGUUCCCAGGUGUUCAAAUGGAGAGGCAAACGGAAGAAGAUAUGCAUACAGCGCAUUGCUGCCUAGUCGCUAUCGGACGAUUGCAAGUGACGUCGACACCAAACACUAGUGAUCUCUCUGGUUCGAAUAGUAACGCGGAGUUUAUUUCACGUCACGGAAAAGAUGGGAAAUUUUCGUUUGUCGAUCAGAGGGUCGUGGGACUACUUGGAUAUACUCCGCAAGAGUUACUUGGCAAAAGCUGUUUCGAUUUCUUCCAUCACGAAGAUCAAACGCAUAUGAAAGAUAGUUUUGAACAAGUUCUGAAACUAAAAGGACAAGUGCUUUCAGUUAUGUACCGGUUUAGAGCAAAAAACCGGGAAUAUGUGUGGCUACGGACAAGCGCCUUUUCCUUCCUAAACCCGUUCAAUGACGAUGUCGAAUAUAUAGUUUGUACAAACACGACGGCGAAAUCGUUGCAUUCCGGAACAGAAAACAACACUGAAACCGAACAAGUCAGUUACCAGCAACAACCCGGUCUCGACUACAGUCUGCAACGUCGAGAGACCACCGGACUGUACACUCAUAUGAUUCCCACUACCCAUCUACAGAGCGAGUAUAUGCCGAUGACAUCAACAUCUGCGUGCAACGAACGACAAGAUGAGAGAUUCCCUCGCUUGAUGCCAGAUCCCCAACAAACCCAGCAACGACCUGCUAGUGGUCAGAAUGUCUACAGCAGUUACGAACCGACCCAAUCCCCAAUUCAAUAUGGUUCCCCAUCACAAACCCCCGCGAGUUCCGGUUCGGCGGUUUUAGCAAGGUUAGGAAAAGAUAGUUAUCAAUAUGGCCACAGCCAACCCAGUCCACGUUCUCCCGGUCCCACAUACACUCAAUUAAGUGGAGGUGGCAGAGCCUCGUCUACAGGAGCACCUGCACCAGCUCCUGCUUCGUAUCAAUGGGCCGGUUGGCAAGGUGCGCAAACGCCAGAAACAGGCGCUUUGCCAGGCACUGCGGGCGCGCCUGCGCAACCACAACCACAUGAGUUAUCUGAUAUGUUGCAGAUGUUAGAUAGCAGCGGCGCGGCGCCAUUUGGCGACUUAGGUACCAUGUUUGAUACAUCGUUUGAGUAAGUCAUUUGACAUUAAUAAUAUGGUGUUAUUUUUGAUGGUAAAUCGAUAAUUUAAUGAGGUGCGUCCUCUGUAAUUUUUCAAUCUUGUACGUAAAUCACCUUGUACGUAAUAUUUUAGUGAGAACACCAAUCAAAAAUGACACCAACUAAAACCUGAAAAAGACAGAUGUAAAAUAUAAAUAACUAUAUCAUUACACCUAAGAAUUUUAAUUUGGACCAGGGAGUACGAGUUUGGUGUCAGUUUUAUUUGAAAUGUUCGAAAGAGGCAUGUUUGUGAGAACUUCGUGGGGAUGUCCAUAACUUAUUCGUUUUCGAAUGCGAUUUUUUUUCUUAUUUUUCAUUUGUUCAUUAAAAUCGCGUUUUUAAUAAAAAUAUCCCCCAUAAUGCGAAUCUGUGUGAAUAAAGAGUUUCGUUUGUAACUAUUGUGGCGUCCAGAAUGUAUAUCAGUAAUGUUAUUGGGGUCUGUCAAUUUGAUUCCUUAUUAAAUUAGAGUAUAAUUUAAUAAAAACAAUAUUAAAUUGAUAUUUUUCAUUCAUGCUAAUACAGAUUUUAAUGUGUUGUGACACUGAUUCUAAAAUAUGUCUUUCAUAAGAAGAAAUUUGUCAGACCUUUAUAAUUUAGCUUUACUCUAAUUAAUGUCAAGUUAGUGAUUGUACUCAUUUAAUUUCUAAGACAAGUGUAAAAAAAUUUUAUAUUUUAGUUUAUAUAUAGAUAGUUUAUUUUAGUCUACUUUAAAAAAAAUUAUGUUUAACUCGAGUUUGUAGCAAUGGUUUUGGUGUUGUUUUUUUUUUUGCGAGAUUUUCGUUUUUGCAAGUGGAGUCAAUGAUAAAAAAUAAAUGUUUUUUUUUUUAUUUCUUUUGAAUGUACGUAAUUUUGUAUGUCGUUUAUAUAGGACCGUUUAAUGGCAAAACACUUUGAUUUGUUGUACAAGAUAGCACUUUUAGUGACACCUAAAGUCAGUUAAUUUAAUUAAAAUUUUUUGUUCGAAACUAGAUUUUUUAAACAUGUUUACAGUUUUCAUUAUCCAAGAAAAAUGGCUGAAGGUUAAGUCAAUAAACGGUGUUGAAACGAU